Fusarium fujikuroi IMI 58289 is the source of this 1080-nucleotide messenger RNA. RefSeq names its product related to Transcription factor ACEII. The coding region runs from base 1 to 1080 and encodes 359 amino acids. NCBI's taxonomy places the organism in Eukaryota, Fungi, Ascomycota, Sordariomycetes, Hypocreales, Nectriaceae. The record is from RefSeq and is a predicted model, not a curated record. The transcript has a single exon. Gene Ontology annotation, biological process: regulation of DNA-templated transcription. Gene Ontology annotation, molecular function: DNA-binding transcription factor activity, RNA polymerase II-specific; zinc ion binding.
AUGCCUGUCCUCGACGAACAACACCUUCCCCACUAUCGCGAGGCUUCCCAAUUACACGCAAGCGACUCUCUUUGUCCCGAAUUACUCACUGCCAUGUCAGAUCUACGACAAGCGUGUGAUCGAUGUCACAGCAAGAAGCUCAAAUGUACGAAAAUCCCAGCUUCUUCUGUUUGCACUCGCUGUGCCAAAGCUGGAGUCACCUGUCUCUUCAGCCCUCCAACUCGAUCUUUGCGCCAUCCUGACAAUGCAGUCUUCAACUGGUCUAUGCUUGGCUUGGACGAACCUGCAAUCGAACCAGUUCCAAGCAUCAACCUGGAUCAAUUUAUCACAACACCUCCUGUUAGCCAAGUUACAGAUCCACCUCCACCUCCACCAGCUCAAGUCACUGAGAUAUCUCAGUUGUCAGAUCUCAUGGCUGGACUGGAUCGCCUACAGACCAACUUUCCAACCUCGCAACGAGAUCAUUUAUCUGCAAGGGAACUCACAGAGUUCAUGAAGAUAUGCAAGUUUGAUCUUGGAUCAUUCCUCGAAGAUCUGCUACAACGUUCACAGAAGCUACUUCACUUAUACCCUGAAGUUCUCAAACGACUUGAACCCGAGGAUAUCAACUGUGAUGCCCCGGACUGCAUACAUAACGCACAAAAGGAAUAUUUGCUCUCAAAGUCCAGAGUUCCAAUCGACCAGUCCCUUAUUCACCUCAUUAUGGCCUGUCACCUAAGACUACUGGAUAUCUUUGACAUGAUCACUAACCAUGGGCGUAUGUGUGCUCAUGCUGUGCCGCUUUUACCCAGAGAACACGAGCCCAAGUUCGACAUGCCCGAGAUCAAGAUAGGCUCUUUCGUUGCCCCGAAAAUCUCGGCAGCUUCAAUGAUGAUUGCAAUGGUGAUCGAGCUCCAGCAUUCCCUGAGCUCAAGGGCAGAAGAACUGGAAGGUGCGGUAUCAUUAGCUGUCGGCAAUGAGUCGAAAACAGCAAAAAUCAUUAGUCUUCAAUGCGAGUCAUUGAAAGAACGGGCUUCAGACACUCUUGACGGUCUUUGUUCUCUUCGAGACAACCUUAUGAAACUUGGUGUCAUCAGAUGA